Molecule: messenger RNA, 531 nt
Organism: Bipolaris sorokiniana ND90Pr
Lineage: Eukaryota; Fungi; Ascomycota; Dothideomycetes; Pleosporales; Pleosporaceae
Exons: 2
Coding region: 1-531 (176 amino acids)
Source: RefSeq, a predicted model, not a curated record
AUGUCUGCAAAUAUAUCACAAAUGGACUGGUACCCGCCCAAGUGGAACGCAGCCAAUAUCCCACCUCAUCUACUCAUGUUCUGGCCACCCCCAGAAACACAGCCGUCAUCAGGUCCAGAGCUAAACAAGAUCUUCAAUAGAUUAAAAUGGUCUGUUCUGGAUCAUCCGUCAUACGCACAAGUCUACGUACGGGACGACGAAGGAGCCUUGAAAUGGCGCGCACUUUUCGACAAGGCUAACAAAUCGCUAUGUGACGCCUCAGCAAUGGAUCCCCCACAGUCUCGCUUACAGAUAUCGAUCGAACCACUGCAUAGAUGGCGGCACUGGCAUGAUUCAGAAACACAGCAUCUACGACCAGCAUCCUUGCUUAUUGAAAAUACAGACGGCGAACAAGUUUCUGUUGAAAAGUUCAUUCAUGCUGUUUACAACUAUGCACUUCCCUUGCACAAACUACUUCUGCGAUGCAUGAACGUAAGAGAUCCAAUGGAGCAAGAUCGCACAAAGUUCUUUUUCGAUGGGCUUUACGGUUAA